AAAAAAAAUGCCCGAAAGGAAAAAUGAAGAAACGAAUCGAUUCACCGUUGCCGUGGCCACAAAGACAAGGGGGGCAAAACAAUUGGCGCAACUCUUUAUUAGUCUAUGUUAUUUUUUUUUUUUACCCUACCUAAGCGGGUGCAGACAACGCGCGCUCGGUGCUCGAAAGCCGUCGUCUGCUCCGUUCGUGUGCGACGUCGAAUCCUAAACCAGAACUGACGUCACGGCCACUUUUACUUCCGGCCUCAGCCAGUGGCGCCGCCAGCGGCGCGUGGCUGGAGCCGAAGACCGCGCGCUCCGAGUUUCGACGCCAAUCUAGCUCCAGCGCCCCGUCUGGCGAACGGUGUCGGGCGCCUCCAAGUUUUUAGUUUUCUUUUUAAGUUCCGUUCAAGGCCCGCGGCAGCACUCUUCCGCUGCUAUCGUAGAGCUUAAUUUCUUUUAUAGCUUUUUUUUUUAAGAACGCCCUGCCCGAGCCGCACGCUUUCUGUGCCAUUCGUAACAACAACGGCGUGUAGUGGGUCUUGCAUUCGUAUAAACUGGGUUUCGUAGCGCGCUUGAGUGAAUGUGACAGUUCGGGACCUCGAACGUAGCUUUCCAACUGUUUUGUAGGCGCCGACCACUCGCGCACUGGAAACAACUAGCUGCGAGACUCCUAGUUGAUCUGGAUUUCACCGAGCUCGCAUUUUCUUUCGUUGGCACUGCAGACUUUCGGGAAGUGUCGAGACGCGUGCUCUACGGCAGCAGACGACAUCGCACGACCAAGACGAAAUCAUCAUCCCUAUUUUAAUAUAAGCUGGUAACUUCGCUGCUCUGCGUCGAAGCGUUUCGUUUUACUUUUCCUGUGUCGCCGACGAUGGAGCACACGACGCUCUCCUUCGCUUGACUUCCACCACCUGGCUUCACUGUCAAGGACCAAACCGACAACAGCCCGGAUUUGUCGUCUGGUUAGACAGAUCAAGUAGACGCCGUGACUGAACGGCGCUUGUCUGUGCUAUCAACACCGGUGGCUCUCGAAACCCGCAGCAUGCAUUACGCACUCUACCUGCCGUGAGAUUGCGAUCUUCGUGCGGAACCGAGAGUGCCAAGUGCUUCGGUUGUUCGCGCGCUGACCGUAAGUGAAUUUGUGAUUCCGGAGAAUUGCGACGACCACUUGAGAGCGCCGCGUUUGUGCCUCGACGUGGGUGGUGGUGCGCGAGUUUUCAAUUUCUUCCCCCGCUGUUUCGCACGACGUCAUAACCGGCGUCCCUGGAAGGCACCUGCUCGGCGCUGACGAGGUUGGGAACUGCGAAUCGACCAUCCGGUGGCCCUGAGGCUACUACGCUCGCAUCGACCGGUGCGCAGCCGAUAAAAGAGCAAAGAGAGCGAACGGAAGAGCCAGUUGUCUCUCGGCCCGUCCGCUUCGGCCCCAUCCCGAACGUCGCCGGCGAGAAGGACUAUGACGAUGGAUAACACCGGGUUCCGCAAGUUGGUGCGACAUGCCCACGAUGAACCAAUCCGCAACAACAACGCGGUUACCUUCAAGCUACUCCGCACCGUGGCCGACUUCACGCAGCAACUCUCCAAGUUGCACUCCCGCCAUGCCGAGGAACUGCAGCUGCUCGUCGAGGCGUUCCGGAAGCGGAACUCGGAAUUACGAAAGGAACGGCCUCCGUACCAUAGCAGUCUCUUCAACUGUUGGGAGGUGCUUCUUCAGGAAGUUGAAGUCGACUCUCAGGUUCACGGCGACAUCUCCCGCUGCUUGUCCCAGCACAUGGGCGUGAUGCUGCUGGAGAAGACUUUCCACCGCAAGGCACAGUCGCGGAAGGUCUUCCAGCACCGGGAGAGCUUCGAGACCAUCCUCGUCAAGGCCGAGGAACUGCUCAAUAAGUGCCAGGGCGAGUACGCCGAGGCGUACCGGACCGUGUGCCGCCGAGGCGGUCCCGACCUCACGGCCGCGCCGCUGGACCAGCCGUCGCCGCUGACCGCGUCCGAGGAGCAGGCGGCGCUGGCCGCCUACUACGACUGCCACAACGCGUACGUCCAGCAAUUGGCCGCCACCAACGGAAUGCUGGACGAGUACUACGGCUCCACGCUGCCCCGCCUGCUGGACGAGCUGCAGGACGUCUACUGCGACAUCAGCACCAUCGUCGCGCAGUCCAUGCUGGCGGCCUCCGACGUCCUGGCGGCCAAGGCUCGGGAGCAGGCGGACCACUACGAGGCGGUGGGCUCCUCGUGCCGUGCUGUCAACGCGCGCAGCGACCUGGCGGGCUUCGUGCGGACCCUGUGCAGCACGGACCCUCGCAACCCGGCCGGAAGCGGAGCGAUCCCGGCCACGCCCCCCCGGCACCCGUUCGUGCCACCCAGGGCCGACGACGAAUCCGUAUCCUCGGGGGACUCCCAGCUGCAGCAGCCCAGCCUCGGGGAGCAGGUGAUAGUGGACCGGCUGGCCUCGCUGUCGGUGUCUUCGCGUUCCGAGAGUCUACGGCAGGACGUGGCUCAGCUCGAGGUGCAGGUGCGACAGCUCCAGGACACGCUGGACGCCCUGCUCAGGAUGCAGCAGAGGAGCUUGGAAUCAAGCCUUUACAACAAGGCCAAUGAACUUCAGGAGGACAUUAGUAUGAAAAGGUUUGACCUCCAUGUGGCACAGAUUCACCUCGCAGCUGUCAAAGCCCAGUUCGCUCUGUUCCGGGGCAAGGAGGUAGAGGCGGACGGGGAGGAACGCAACUGCCGCGAGCGCAAGGCGUCGACCGCGGUGCCGGCGGUCACCGGCACCAUCAAGAACAAGUGGCUCAAGGCUUUCCGAAGCCUCAAGACCGGAAGCGGGGCCUCGGACAAGCCUGAUGGGUCAGACCGGAAAGGAAGCCAUGCUGCUGGCGGCGCAGGUGGCGCAGGCGUGUCCUGGGACACGGGCCAGCACGUGUUCCAGGAGUACACGUACAAGAAGGUGACCGCGUGCGACGUGUGCCGCGAGAUACUGCGCGGUCACGUGCGCCAGGGGCUCAAGUGCAAACUGUGCAAGUUCAACGUGCACGCCGAGUGCCAGGACAAGGCCAGUCGGUGCCAGCCCAAGCCCAGACUUCUUCGAAGACAGCGGUCAGCAUCAGAAAUUGAGACCAAGAUCAUCCCAGCCGAACCUGAGGAAGAAAAGACUCCCAGCGCCACGCCGGACGCUGUGGACCCCAUCUACCAGCUGCUGAAGCAGGCCGGCGACCUGGGCGGUUCGUCCCGCCGGGAUCGCGGAGGAGGAAUGGAGGCCUCCUCGACGCUCACCCGGCUCGGACCCGGCGCGGACCGGGACGGCGGCGGAAGCAGUAGCGUCUCGUCCAGCGUGGCGUCACUGCAGCAGCGCCGGCCCCGCUCGAACGCCUCGUCGUCAGCCUCCUCCUCUUCUUCGCACAUGCUCACUGUCUCCUCGCACCAGCACCAUCCGUCGUCCUCUGCCCGUUGGAGACAGAUAGUAUCAGCACCUCACAGUCCCCAACGCAAGAAGUUGUCUCUCCGUAUGAAGAGCCUCUCCCUGGACAGCCCUGAGUCGAACGAGCAUGCCCAUCGUCGACGACAACUCACAGCUCCCCAAAGUCCGGUGCACGGUCGAAGGCAGCUCCUGAGCGCCAAGGCGGUGCGCAUGAGUUCGGUCGAUCUGCCCGACGACAACGAGAAGUCACUCAGCAGCGCCUCUACCUCACCCUGUCCAUCCCCAGCUUCGGCGCAGAAACCCCAUCGCCUGCUACCAACCAACCUCUACGUAGUGCUGUACAAUUUCAGGAGUCGACAUCAGGACGAGCUCGAUCUCAAGGCUGGUGAUACGGUGACUGUGAUCGAUACCACAGACCCAGAUUGGUGGCAGGGCAAGUGCCUGGGCCGCGUGGGGUUCUUCCCGUCCAAGUACGUGGCCAAGCUCCAUUCGGGCGAGCGGGCUCUACAGGUGCUGCACUCCAUACAGGUCAUGGACGGGCAGGAACCCGUCAAGCUGCUGCGUGAUCAGAUCGUGAUCCAAGUGGCCGACGAGAUGGACGGCAAGGUGUUGGUGCGGACGGGGCUCGGCGACAAGGCGCUGCCUUGCCCACUGAAGUACCUACAGGAAGUGUGAACCACACGUCCUACUCCGCGCUUCCCCGGAUGUGGUGGUGGUGGUGCGGGAAGGAAAGCGAGACUUUCCGGGAAGCUGCGUGUACCACCAUCGUCGCCGACUUCCUCUUUCUCCGUGUACUUCCUCCAUAACCUCGCGGGCACCAUCUGCAGUCGCUCAAGCUCGGCGACGGGGCGAUCGUGACCGAACUGAUGGACGCAGUCGCCAUGCCGAUCAGUGUGCACAUUCGAGGCCUCUUCUUUUUCUUUUUCAUUUUUAUAUCUAAUUUCCGGUUUCGUUUAUUCGAUGCGUGCAAAUUGCUUGUCUGUUCUCGACUGUGUGGAGCGAUCAUUCGUGAAAGGUUGACUGGGAGUGCAUCGUCGACGCUCCGCGAGACCUCCGUCGACUCGGGAGUGACUGUGUUCACGGAGAAGAUGUAGGCCUAACGAAAAGUACGCAGGGAAUGAAUUUUGGUGCGAAGCUGUUCGCAGGUUGUGACGAUUUUUUUUUCCCUCUCAGAAAGUUUACUGCCCCCCGUUAUUGUUUUCCCGUGUCUCUCUUUGUUAUCCUUGACUCUUCAUGAGCUUAUGCGCCUUUCUUUUCUCUAUAUUUGAGCGCAUACCAGUCCUUUCGUUCUAGCGUUGGAAGCAGUCUGCUUUCGCAUGGUUGGCAGAGUUUAAGCAAAAACGCCGCGUCUUCAGCGGCAAUAAAAACAAGCCUACAAGCAAAAUUAGCAUGGCCAAUCGCGCCAAGUUGAAAGUUAAUUAUUUCUCAAGAUCCCUGUCUAGUGCCACUUACCGCAUUCCAGUUUGCAUGGAUAUUCGCAGGCACCAACAGUGAUAAUUAUUAAACCGUCCGUUCCCAGCUACCUCCUUGGUAGAAGCUGCAGCUAGACAAGGUUGCCGACCUUUGACCACAGUGAAACGCUGUUGCUUCCUCUGCUAGUUGAAAAACUGGAAUGCAGUUCUUUGGUAUGUCAUCACACUGAGCGCUGUGGCAGCCGCGGUGGCAAAGCCUAUGAACAUAGAGUUUCUCACUAUAUUACCUAGAGGAAAAUCUGUCGCUGCUGCGCUGUGGUAUGCAUGGGAAUGCCGGUAUAUUGUGACUUUGUAUUGGCAUCGUUCUCGGAGAGCCAGGCAAGCACCGUUCCGUCUGUCACAAUGAUUCAUAUUCUACUAAAACUGCACGUAAAAAGCUGUUUUAGCUUUAUUAUUACAAAAAACAUGUUUUGUUUAACUAUAAGAACUUGUUAUUGCAUGUACAAUUACAUGAUACGUAAAAAGUAUUAGCGGGCCGCUAAAGUUGGAGGACAGACGACAAGAUUCUCGCUCACUUUGAAACAGUUUGUCGUCUGUUCUUGCUUUUAUUCCCUUCGUCAUGCAUUGUAGGUGAGUAAAGAUGCAACUUGCGUGAAUGGAAACAUUUUAUGAAGAUUUUACAGUAAGAACGCGUUAUUUGUGUAGCCAUAUCCACGUUUUAGACGAAGCCUCUCACAACACCAGCCAACACAAGCCUCGCAGACACGUAUACCGUCAUUCCCAUGACGGCACGGCGCCCCUUAAGAAACUCCUGUAGACGGUGGCGCCAGAUUUCCCUCUAGGUGUUAUAGUGAGAAACUCUAUGCCUAUGAAACUGUCUCGUGACAUCAUUUAAUUAUGACAAUUUAGACUUUACCGUUUGCACACUUGCCGCAGCACUCUUCGGCAAGCACUGUCGUGAGCGUCUCCAAGAUGGGCUGCACUGAUAUUUGCUGGAAAGUUUAACAGGUUUCUUUUAGUAAAGAAUACUCUUAUUUCCAAAAAAAAAGACAAAGCGUACAUGAGGAACAAGACGGACAUAGCAGUUGAAGGAAUUUUAUCGCUUAGUAGAUAAAACAUUAUCCAACAAGCUUUAGCACAUUUGCUCCAAGGAUAUGAAAUAUUUGGCGUUCCUCCUAGGACACUUCCAUGCAAAGCGUUCGUCUCUUUUUCUUUUGUUUCAUUCAGAUAAACGGAAUUACUUAGAAUGCGUGCCGAUAUGUCCAUUUGUUUUUGUUUUACAACAAUACUGUCCACAGCUGCUGCAAAACCUGAGUUAUUUACAAAGUUAAAUGAAGCAUUCGAACUGUUAUAAUUGUAACAACGCCAGCAUUAUGGCCAAGCAACACGUUUAGUGAAUCACAAGACAAACAGCUUUCGAAAACUCCAACUCGCGGCGAAACAUCCGGUACAGUUACUUGUACCUCAUAAACUAGAGAGAGGCUACGUGUUUUCUUCCGACUUUGUUGACGUUGCCCGCUGGCGCCGUAGAUGUCGCACCUGACUUCAGUCGCGCUUUCUUGAUUUUCCCGGUCACACCGGGGAACCGUAUACACCAACUCCAACAGCGCCAGCGCGUACCCACAUUCGCUAUAUUUACCGCGACAAACUUUCACAAGUCCAACUGCCGACUUUGCGAUUGUCGUCGCCGAUAUACCUUCUCGCUAUUAUGGUGACAGAGAGCUUUAUUGCGCCUCCGGCUCAUUGCGAAUUUAUUUCUCUUCUUUUUUUCUUAUCGAGGGAAACCAGGCAGGCGACUGCCAGGACAAGCAGCUGACGGCAACGUAUAUUUUCUAUCUUUCACCGCGGCCUAGCUGUUGGUGGUGAUGCUUUCCAGCUGAACCCAUUGUUUAUUGGUCAUCACAUAUAUUAACCCAAUUGCGUCGCAAUAGGCUUUGAUUAGUCGUAGCGAGUGAUUGAUUGCAAGCGUGCAAUUUGCGUAGGUCGCAUUGACCGUGCUGUGAAGUGUUUUGCCGAUCCUGCCAUGGACAUGAUUUUGUCGUAAGCAGCGGAAGUGUCGCUUUGGCAAGUAGUCGUGAAACUUACUUUGUUCUCUGGAUCGUCUUUGUUACUUCGUAUUGGCGUCGUGUGGGAUGCCUGCUUCUUUAUUUAUUUAUUUAUUUAUUUAUUUAUUUAUUUAUUUAUUUAUUUAUUUAUUUAUUUAUUUAUUUAUUCCAUGUUGUGUGUGGCUUGCACAGUGCGACAUACCCUUCGACAUACCCAAGGUCUCGAACCAAACUCGUAAUUGAAUCAGCUUUGUUUUCAAUCUGGAUAUACAAUUGUUCAACGGAUAACGUUGCUUAUUAGGUAGACGUGAAAAAUUAUUUUCGAGUACUGGAUAACGAGGGCCUCUAAAAAUCACCAAAGCGCGUGCCAAAAAGAAUUUGCGAAAACAACGUCGUGUACAACCGAAUUCUUCACGUUUCGAUUUUCACUUGCUGCAAACAGAGCGUCUACAAAGGAAAGACGUUCGCACCGAGUAAAGUUCGCGCGAGCAUUGACCAAACGGUUUGAACUAGUGUCAUUCAAAUCCUUUUCGUCAAGACAAGCGUAAGCUCCUUAGUUCGAAUGCAGCACUGUUGUGUGCAUUUUCUUCAUCGUGUCACUGCUUAGUUAACCGACUGAUCGAACACACUGAUCUACGUCGGCCUUCGUGCCACGACAGAAAUGUCUAAAUUCAGAGUUCCGGCUCAGCGCCGAUAAAAAAAAAAAAGCGCAGUUUGCUGCGACAGAGAUCAGACGCUAGCUCUGCGCGGUACAUUGAAAAAGAUAGUUACGGAGAUUCAUUUCUCACCUUGCCAAAACGUCACUUCCUCUGCUCGACCUACAGAGUCAUAAAAUGAUGUUACGGGAGAGGAAUUUAGUUUUUCUCACCAUGGUACCGUUUCCUGGUACGUUGUAUAGAUUGAUGUUGCCGUAUAGAGAAGAAAUAUUUCGCCGAGUAUAUGACUCGUUGACGAGAGAUGGAUACAACUGUUACAGAGUUUUCUGGAGGUUGUCCUUGUUGUGAGCUAAAUAAGUCAUAUUUGCAUAACAAAUGAGCUCAAGACUGGCAUGGGCUGCUUGUAGCCGCGUGCUGCGAUCAUUCCGUCAUGUGACGUCGAGCAAAGGCGUUGAUAGGUUGAGCUAGCUGCUAAUUCUAACCCGAGAAUAAUGGCAGUAAAUAUUGCGCGCUAAUGAUUAGUGAAGUUUAUUAUGUCAAAAUGCUAGGUACACGUGAGCUAUGAGAUCGCUUCACAUCGUUCACGCAGGGACCGCUGAACACGCAUACAGUCGGUCACAAAAGCUUGCCACAAAUGUUUGCGGGCAAAAAAUUGUCUACAAUAAUUCGACACACAGGUCCCGCGGAAAAUGUGAAUUUCUGUUCUUUCAAGGCGUGGCGCUUCUGUUUUACCGAAUAACUGCGUAGGUCGCAAUGGAUCCUGCAGGCCAAAACUUUGAAUUCAAGGUUGUGUUGCCCGGAUUCACGGCGAUUCAGCUUGUUUUGCAUACCUCGAGUCCCGCAAACUUUCGUGGCCGACUGUACAUAUGUGAACAGGAAAGCGAAGAAUGCGUGUUAUACCACGCACCACAUAUGACCAUCUAGGUAUUCAGACACUCGACUUUUUCAUGCUAAUAAGGGAAACGAAGCUUUACUUUUGACGUUUGUGGCUGGCGAGCAAACGUGUAAUAUGUAGCUACAAAGUUGUCAAAUGCUAAAAAAUUUAACUUUUCGCAAUCAUGCUAAGAGACGUGAUUGCAUUGGCUUGCAGUUUAUAUGAGCGUGGGCAUUCCUUUCCUAUUGGCUGAACUUCUGAGACGAUCGUUCGUCAGUUUCGAGUAUCAUAAGAGCUUCUACAACGCACUAGUUACUAGCGUUUCUACCUCACCCUCUGGUUCUUAAUGAUUAGCUUACAACUAUUUCGCAAGCAAAGCUUACACUGGUUGUAAAUUCGGCAUUUGCAAUAUGAGUGGUUUAAUUAAAGCAAGUACUUAGGUGUCAAAAGUGUAUUUACAUACUGCCAUCUUGGAUCUGAAAAAAAAGAUUUUAGAAUACCUUUUUUUUUAUUUUCGCCUAUUCUUGCGCAGGCGAAGAUGGGGGUGUCAAAAUAUUUGUACUCUUCCUCGUUUGGCUUUAGGAACCCAGUUUAAAGUGCGGCAGCAUCAAGCAGCCAUGCCGGCCUUGCCAGAUGUAAAUAUCUUGUACAUUGCUGCACCAAUAUUUUCUUCAAACGUUGACGCACCACGCACUGAACGUAGAGAGACUCGAGAGAAACGUUGAUAACGCAUGCAUGGUUUUAACUCAUAUACUGCAGAGAAAUGGUUUAAUCGAGUUGGGCUGUUUUAACGUACAGCACACCGUUAGACGUUCGGAAAUGGUCCGGGAGAGGCCUGCUGGUCUGGUCACACACCGCACAUAUCAUAGAUUAAACACCCUCGUACAUCGGAAGCGGGGAUAAUGCGCCUGCUACUGGGGAGCAGUUUCUGGGCCCUCGGGGAGAUUUUCGUUCUUUCAAUGAUGUACUCUAGCGAUACAACCAAGUGUGCAAACAGAAAAACUGUGAAAAUGUAUGUGUACAGAUAGCAAUUACUGCAAGACAAAGAACGAUACAAUCCUACCAGAAAACAAGUGCCAGGAAUACGAAACACAAAAUAUUUCUUGUCACUAAGGUAAUGAUGAUGAUUUACAAUAUCGUAGACGCUCACGUAUUUGCGUAUGCGCAUCUGCGCAAUUCGCUGCUUCCCUGGUUUCUGGCAUCGAGGCAAGCCGUUUUCAAGCGAAAUUCCUAAGCCUUGCUUCAAGUUUACGAGAUGUUGAGAUUCAAAAUUCUUGAUAAAGCUUUUGUCUUAGCAGUGACAAAGUAACUUUGGCUUUCAACAAAAACUGAAAUAUUAUGCGAAGCGGUGGUAGCUGCCAAAAAUAUUCCCUUUAAAAUUUGAUCUAAAAAUUCGCAACUCUAGACCGUUGCAUCAAAGAAUCUGCAGAAAACGACAUGUAGUCACAACCAUCUUGCAAGUGACGAUUGUAAUGACUGGUUACAAGUGAGCAAUGGAAAAAAUAUUGUGCCCCUGAAGGCUACGACAGAAUCUGAGCUAGGAAAGAACAUCAGUCAUAAAUAGCGGUUUCUUAUGCUUCCUGAAUUUUAGUUGUUGAGAACCUGGUGAUAGUUGUUUUACGCCAAUCAUUUGUAAAAAGCAGUGCUCGCUUUCAAUUCUUUCGGUGCCUUUUUUUUUACUUUUCUUACAUAUCCCAAGAUGCGGACACGGCUCUUGAUGUAUGAUUGUGCUUGCAUGUUCGGAAAUGUCGAGUAUUGUUAUGUCACCACUUUAAACCUGGCUAUUAUAAGGUAUAUCUUUCUUCUUUUCUUUUCAUUUAAUGUUUUUUUUUUGUGUGUGUGUGUGUGUGUGAGAGAAUUGUCUUGAUUGUCCAGCACUGAAAAUGUUAACAAUGAAUUUCAUUGAGUUUAAGCAGAUUUGCGAACUAACUAUCCUCCAAUGUUGCAGAAAUCCCUGCGCCUAGCAUCACGACAGCGGGAAUCAGAUUACAUAGGUCAAGUCAAUGUUUACUUUAGCGUGCAAAGUGCGCAGUUAUAUUUAUUCUUCGGUGCCCCUGUGAAUACUGCAUAGUCCAUCUGUGCACGUGUCUCUUUACUAUUUCUUUUUUUUAUUAUUAUGUUGUGUAUUUGCGAAGGAGGAGAGCGAAAACCUGCUUACAAGCUCGCCAAUGGUAAUCCUUCCACUCUCCGAAAAAAAAAAAUGCCUACAAGCAUUUUGAUAGCACAGACACCGUACUAAUGGCUUUCAUACAAUAAUCUCGCGUGAAAGUUCAGCUGGAACUCUGCGAGCUGUUGUACAACUUGCCAGGUUUCAAGUCCGUAGAUUUCAAGCUUCACCGAUAGGCAUGCACACCCACCUCGCGGUUUAAGUAGUGUAACCGUUACGCUUAGCCACCAUACAUUCGUGAAUUGUGACAGUGAUGAACUAUUUGCGACGCCUCUAGGCUGUCGGUUUCACGGAAGUGUGAUUACGUUUUUUUUUUCGAAUGGCGGUCAGACUCAUGGCUCGCGCGGGUGACUUGGGCACCACGCCCAGACACGAGAAGGGUUAAUACAGGAGCUUUGAACGCAUGAUUCACAAUUCAGUGCAAUUUCGGUCAAGAGUGUUACGUUCAGGGCCAGAAACGCUUUCAUAAGUCUAUCCAGAGGUUCGGGUUGUGAACACGCAUAGCUGUUAAAUAGCAGUACAAAGAGACGUUAGAAAAGCGCCGGUGUUAACCAACUUCUUUGGAGUCGAGAGUCACACAGUUGCUAUUUUUGUAUAGACUUCAGUAAAACAAUAUCGACGACAUGUGCUGUGUACGUACAAGUAACAGUGAAGUGGUUUCUGUGGUAUCCUCGUUGCCCAUACAGAGCUUGGAAUUGCCAGCACCUGUAGUUUCUCUAUUUGUCGAGCGCUAGCUUCUUCGCGGUUUACUUAGAGUAACCAUCCACACAUGGAAAGCGACUCGGGCAAAAGGUUAACGCUCAAUGGCGCAAAGAUUCCGUUGCUAGAGCCAGUCGCGUAGAGAAUGAAGUUUGCUUAAAUGACCAAAAAUUCCACUUAGAUGUUCCAGGAAUAGCUAAAAUUGAGUUUUUACUACGCAGGCAUAAGGGGCCACAGCGCAAAACAAGCGUCUACUAUGAACACAGACGACGCGUUCCGGUUUUGUGUUUAUUCUACUGUUAUGUAUCUGUCUUUAGCGUCGUCUGAUUUGCGCACUGCCUGCCAGAUGCAUCUGCGAGUCGUGUUCUGUGAAUACGCAGAUGGUUAACACGUGACGGACACGUGACACAGUAGGAUGCAUAAAAAUAAUGCGUUUAUCGAACUCUGCCGGGCCGUCUCCCUUGGGCACUGAGUUCAGGCAGCCACGUUGGCUUCACCGCUUCGUACGGCGUGGCUGCUGGACGUCUUCAAACAAGAGUUGUCGUCUGCUUGACCGUACGCAAGCAGACGGGCUUUAUACAUAUAUAUUUCGGUGUGAUUUGCACACGUCACACUUCUACUGCGUACGAGCCACACGCACUCAUGUAGUUCACACACUGUUUCUGGUGCCAUGUUCUUGACCUUGUAGGUGAUGUCUUGACCACACGCGCUCUUCACCCGCGUUACAUGUAGCUUGAAAAAAAAAAAAAGACCUGCUUCUCUUCCACAGGUUCACUGUAUCGUAGUUAAUCAUACUAAACUCUCUGCCAAAGAUGGAAAAUGAUUUUUGGAUGAGAGAUGUGUGAAGAGGUUCUAUUCACUGUUUCGUCGCGGUUGACUUGCUUGACGACAACGUGCCGUGGAGUUAUGAUCUUUUAAGAAAAAAGAAAGAAUAAUAAAAAACAGAGUACAGUU
Messenger RNA from Dermacentor andersoni, 12201 nucleotides. It is a transcript of the gene Stacl, whose product is annotated as SH3 and cysteine-rich domain-containing protein. NCBI's taxonomy places the organism in Eukaryota, Metazoa, Arthropoda, Arachnida, Ixodida, Ixodidae. Gene Ontology annotation, molecular function: protein binding. The record is from RefSeq and is a predicted model, not a curated record. Gene Ontology annotation, biological process: skeletal muscle contraction; positive regulation of voltage-gated calcium channel activity; positive regulation of protein localization to plasma membrane.